AUGGCUGCAGUUCAAGCUAUACUGUGGCUGCCGGCAGCGGCCGCACCACCUCGCCGGCGAUCCACAGGUGGCGGAGCUUCCCCGCGGCUCCGGCGGGUCCUCAUCUGCCAGGCGAAGAGCUCCGAAAGCGGCAGCGCCAGCGAGGUCGCGGCGGCGGUUGGCGGGCUGGUGGCGAACCCGGUAAUCGGGUACUCCCUCUACACGCUGAAGACGACGGGCUGUGGCCUGCCGCCGGGGCCCGGUGGCCUGCUUGGGGCGCUGGAAGGGGUGAGCUACCUCGUGGUGGCGGCCAUCGUUGGGUGGUCGGCGUACACCAAGGCAAGGACGGGAACGGGCCUACCGAACGGGCCGCUGGGCUUGCUGGGAGCCGUCGAGGGCCUCUCCUAUCUCACGGUGCUAGCCAUCGCCGUGGUAUUCGGCCUUCAGUUCCUGGACCGCGGCUACCUGCCGGGGCCCCUCCCCGGCGAGCAGUGCUUCGGCUGA
Molecule: messenger RNA, 483 nt
Organism: Spirodela intermedia
Lineage: Eukaryota; Viridiplantae; Streptophyta; Magnoliopsida; Alismatales; Araceae
Source: the annotation of a GenBank genome assembly